AUGGGCACCAUGCGUGCAUACAGUGACAUGGUGAUGAUGGUCGCCAUGCCCAUCGAUACUGCAGACAUCAUUGUCUCAGCUUCCCGUCGAUUAUCCUUUGGAAACUUCGACGGCGCCGGUAAAUCCACUCGCCGAUUAGUUAGACACACAGAGGACAUGGUCUCCGUCGCAUUCUUCCUCCCCAAGCCGUCAGAUUGUCUCGUGACCAUCGGCGUCACUGUGGCUAUCUCACCCGUUGGUUCUGUUUGUGCGAGUGGAGUCAAAGACAAGGUUUUGCUGUGGGAUAUGGCUGAGAAGAAGUCGAAGUAUCUCUAUUCCGCGUGCGAAGAUCAAAUCUUUCUUCAGCCUCUCGAUGUGAGUGAGUUCUUCAAUCUCUGUACUUCUUCUUCGUUUUAUACUUUGUUUACGUUUCCAGAUUCAGCUUCUUCUUCUUCUCACAUUUACAUUCUCUGUUUCAGUAUCUCUAUCCCGCGUGCCAAGAUUAAAUCUUUCUUCAACCUCUCGAUGUGA
Messenger RNA from Arabis nemorensis, 510 nucleotides. The record is from the annotation of a GenBank genome assembly. NCBI's taxonomy places the organism in Eukaryota, Viridiplantae, Streptophyta, Magnoliopsida, Brassicales, Brassicaceae.